AUGGCUCAAGGAGACGAAUACCUAAACAGUUUCCGUUCUCUUGCCAGCUUGUAUCAAGAAAGAGUCACGGUAGAGGAUGUCGAAAGAGACAUGACAACGACCUUAGAAGAAAUCCGCAAUCACGUCAAAAUGGGCAAGGCGUUGGAUGCCCAAUGGGCCCAUCAUGUACUGACAACGGCCGGUUCAACAUUUACCGGAGGAGAGCUCUCCGUUGCGGCUUCACGUCUUUGGAAAACGGCAACAUAUGCUAAGGAGCGACUCCAUAGUUUCACUCAGCGAUACAUGCUAGUCGAUGCGAUCUACAGAAUGAAGGUCGAUGAAGACGAACUGACCCGUGCCGAAAAAAUGGUACAGGACGAGAAAGUUCAGAACAAGGAGACUUUCGUGUCAGUCUUCAACAAGACAAUAGAGAAGCUGGAAAAGAAGAUCGACGAUAUCGCCUCGAAUCUAGGCAAGAAAGUGGAUCAUUCUCCACCGGUGAAAAGAAAGUGCUAUCCAGAAGCUGAAGACCAACCCACAACCAGCAAGAUGCAGGUAAUCUCCGACGAGGAAUAUAUGAGGAACCUAAUCGAAGAAUGUAGAGAUGACGAUGAGGCGUCGCCCGAGGUUGCUGAACGCAAUACUGAGAGAGUAGAGCAAGAUAAAAGAAGACGCAAGCACAUUCAAUAUGAAGAGGAUCGACUUCGAGAAGAACAGCGUCGCCGAGAGGAAGAAGAUCGUCGUUUGGCGGAAAAAGCACGACGUCAGCGAGAACAAGAACGACAGCAAUAUAUUCGAGAUCUCGAGAGGGAACUUGACGACCUCUACAAGGGUCGCUUUCUGCUUCCCCGAAGAAAGAUCGGUGAGAUACCGGAUGGACCAGUGCGCGUGGAGUGUUCCUUCUGUGGAGUAUAUGGAGAACAUUUUUCGGACUCUUGCGCACUGAUAACAGAUGGAUACGAACGCUACAACUACAUUGAUCAAGGAGGGAAUUGUAAAUUGUGCCUCAGGAAAGGACACCCGACCGAGCUGUGUAGGGUAGAGGACAAAGGAUGCAGGUAUUGCGACCUAGUGCGGAACACAACUCUAUCAUUUCUUAUCAGCCCAAAGGUUCACCACAGAGCCAUCUGUACCAUAACUGAUGCCCGGGAUCGCAUAACAGCAAGGAUCAAGAUGGUGAAAGAUCAGAUCCACCAACUAAAUACCAAUAACUCGCCGCCCGGAGUGUAG
Messenger RNA from Ostertagia ostertagi, 1209 nucleotides. NCBI's taxonomy places the organism in Eukaryota, Metazoa, Nematoda, Chromadorea, Rhabditida, Trichostrongylidae. The record is from the annotation of a GenBank genome assembly.